GAGUAGCCAUGAAAAUGGCCGGGGCAUACGGCAUUCAAGAUCUGUUUAAGAUGAUACCAGUCGAAGGAACUGCAGAGUGUCUACAUACGAAAGCACUUUUCAGACUUUGGAGUGUCAACCAUAAAACGACAGCUUUGCAAACUCUUUAUGAGUAUAUAGUUGCACACAUCAAUGCCCCUAAGCGGCUAUGCUGCAUGCCAGGAUUUCGUUCUGACAAUUUGGAAGCAUUUGUUGGUGGAAUGAGAUGGAUUCCAAACAUUGGACGAAUGAUGAAGCGUGUAGACUUCAGUUGUCAGCAAUGCAAGGAAUACCUCGCUUUCGUAAUGGAAA
Saccostrea cuccullata (small rock oyster) is the source of this 330-nucleotide messenger RNA. RefSeq lists its product as uncharacterized. The annotation marks the transcript as partial. The transcript has 6 exons. NCBI's taxonomy places the organism in Eukaryota, Metazoa, Mollusca, Bivalvia, Ostreida, Ostreidae. The record is from RefSeq and is a predicted model, not a curated record.